GAGCGUGCCACGUGGGCCGGAAAUGCGCUGGGCGCCGGCGUCAAGGCGAGGCUGUGAGAGACGCGGCAUGUUGCCCUGGCCUCCGGGGCGGUGGGGCACAGGAGAGGAGCAGAUGCCUGAGGAACCGAGCUCCUCGGCGGGCAGUGACCCAGAGGAGACCUGGAAUUCUGGAGAGGAAGCCGUGGGCGAGCCAAGAACACCCCCACAGAACAGCCCUGCACCCAGGGCUGGAAACCCUUACCAGACCCAGAGAGAGCUGUUGCCCCCGUACCAACGCCAGGGCCUGGCUGCCCAGCAGCCCCGGGGAACCCCAGUUCCCCUCUCCUCCCAAAUGGCCUGGGAGGUGGCCCCGCCAAGAAUGCCCCUGCUGCCACCCUGGGACCCCAACUACGAGGCUAAAGCAGGAUCUCAGCCAAUGUGGGGACCCAGCUGUUCUUCUGGCGCCUCUUUCUCAGGCCGGACUCUGUGUCAUCCCUCAUUCUGGCCUCUCUAUGAGGCAGCCUCAGGAAGGGGGCUCAGGCCCUGGGUCUCCCCAGUACAUCAGAAUAGAGAGCAGAUGCUCAGGGAUGCAGGUACUUCCCUCCGUCCCCUUGGGCGCAGGAGUGAGGCACCUCCAGCCCACUAUGCUAGCAGCUUCUCCUCCCCAGGGUUCCCAGUGAUGUGUUGUGAAGAUGUCUUUCUUUCAGACCCUCUGCUGCCACAGGGCCAGCAGCGUGUUCCCCUGUACCUGUCUGAGGCCCCUCAGCAGGUGAGCACUCGUCCUGCCUUGCCUCAGCCCUGCUUGGGAGCUGGGCUUGGGAGGAGCCACUUCCGCCCCGUCUCUCCUCAGGUGAUGGGUUCUCUGAAGCUGCUGCUCCCACCCCCAGUCAUGUCCCCAUGGGUCCUCCCUACACCCACCCCUGGCUGCUCCACUGCCUGGCUCAGUGGGCCUGAGCUGAUUGCCCUCACUGGCCUUCUGCAGAUGAGCCAGGGGGAGCCAAGACCAAGUUCCUCACCUGCCUCAGGGGUUCCCACACCCCCUGCUACCUCCCCAGACCCUGUUUCUGAGUCCCUGGGCUCCAGUGGUGACUGUUCUCACUUCACUGACCCAGCUCUCCCCUAACCCCCAGGCACCCAUGUCCAUGGCUCUGCUGGGGGUAGAAUGGGCCCUGUGUUCCUCCAGGAAUGUUCUGUUGGCAUUAA
Messenger RNA from Condylura cristata (star-nosed mole), 1182 nucleotides. RefSeq names its product Sin3A-associated protein, 25kDa (gene SAP25). Gene Ontology annotation, cellular component: nucleus; cytoplasm. The transcript has 5 exons. Lineage: Eukaryota; Metazoa; Chordata; Mammalia; Eulipotyphla; Talpidae. The coding region runs from base 23 to 1102 and encodes 359 amino acids. The record is from RefSeq and is a predicted model, not a curated record. Gene Ontology annotation, biological process: regulation of DNA-templated transcription.